CCGGAUAUAAUUGGACAAAGUCACUUCAUGUCUGUGGGUCAAGUCCUACCGGUAGUUCUGUGAAAACAACCAAACACGCGAUCAAACAACUAAUCAAAACAGUCUUGGGGGGCAACAAACUGAAACAUGGGUGAAAGAUUUCGAAACCUCGACAAAAACUUUGUUUGCUCCUUUUUCAAUUGCAAAGCAUCUUUUUCAAAGUCUUGGAAGUUGGAGGCCCAUCUGUGCAAACACACGGGACUGAGGCCAUUUGCGUGUGUGAGCUGUGACAAGAGCUUUUGCACCCGUUACCAACUCACCAGGCACCACCUGACUCAUAGUGGAGAGAAGCCCUACCGGUGCUCAGUGGAAGGAUGUCCUCAAACUUUUGCCUCCAAUGGCAGCAUGAAAAACCACGUUGUCCGUGUUCACCUGCAGAAAGACAACCAAUAUGUGUGUGAAAUUGAUGGAUGUGGCAAAGAAUUCCGUAAGAGAACCCAUCUGAAGACCCACCAGUAUGAGCACACGAACAUCUUUCCUUUUGAGUGCAAUUUCCAAGGAUGCAACCAGAGGUUUAUAGGCAUUAAGCCACUGCAGAAACAUGGCAAGGUCCAUGAUGGUUACCCUUGUGCUGAGAGCGGCUGCUCCUUCAAGGGCAACACCUGGUCUGAGUACCAGAAGCACCGGAAGCAGCACAGACCCGUUCUGCACUGUGACAGUUGUAAGAAGGUGUUCCGUGAGACCUGCUUCCUGCAGAUACACCGACAGAGGGUCCACCUGGGGGAGCAGCGAGUGUUCUGUUGCAUUGAGCAGGGGUGCCAGAAGAGCUACACCACAGAGUUCAACCUGAAGAGCCAUGUUCUUUCCGUCCACGAAGGCAAAACGCCUUUCAAAUGCCCCCAUUCAGGCUGCAAUAAGGCCUUCGCCAUGAAGGAAAGCCUGAGGCGUCAUGGAGUGGUUCACGACCCAGAGAAAAAGAAAAUGAAGAAGAAUGGCGCUCCUAAAGCUAACAAGGCAGCUAAUUCUGCUGCGGUCCCUGAUGCUUCCAAAAUUGCUGCCAGUCUACAGAGCUUGACCCUGGCCAAGCCCAAACCUACAGACGAGGCCAAGGCCAAGCCUACAGACAAGGCCAAAGCUAAACAUGCAGGCAAGCCCAAACCCAGGCCCAAGUGUUAAAGGGGUGCCACUCAGAGGCCUGACCUUCAUCCAUCCUUACCUUUUUUGUUUAGUUUCAAUCCCUCUUUAUUUUCAACCCCUCUUUAUUUUCAACUUCUCACUAAUAAAUCAUUCACUGCA
This is a messenger RNA of Alosa alosa (allis shad), 1275 nucleotides long. It is a transcript of the gene gtf3ab, whose product is annotated as general transcription factor IIIA, b. Gene Ontology annotation, cellular component: nucleus. The record is from RefSeq and is a predicted model, not a curated record. The coding region runs from base 127 to 1155 and encodes 342 amino acids. NCBI's taxonomy places the organism in Eukaryota, Metazoa, Chordata, Actinopteri, Clupeiformes, Clupeidae. The transcript has 9 exons.